This is a messenger RNA of Parascedosporium putredinis, 630 nucleotides long. The record is from the annotation of a GenBank genome assembly. NCBI's taxonomy places the organism in Eukaryota, Fungi, Ascomycota, Sordariomycetes, Microascales, Microascaceae.
AUGGACGGAAAGUUACGGGGGCAUUACGGACCUGCCUUCUAUCGGUAUUUUUACGAACGAAAUGAGGCCAUCAAGGCUGGGGUGCUCACCGGGGUGGAGCUUGAACUCGAGACCUUGGGCAUCGGCAAUGGUAUUAUCGAUGCAGAGAUCCAGUUCCCCACCUACCCCGUCUUUGCCGCCAACAAUACUUAUGGCGUCCAGGCCCUGGAUGAGGAAUGGAUCGACUAUAUGACGACUGCGUGUUAUAUGGUCAACGGAUGCUUGGACCAGCUUUGGCGCUGCAGGCAAGAAUACAACAUGAAUUCAACAAGUCCUGCUACAAGCACCCUUUGCUCGCAAGCGGCCACCAUGUGUAGGGACAAUCGACCAGCGGCUCUAUCCCGAUUUUUUGUCAAGUAUCUCAACGAGCCGGCCACGCAGGAGGCGCUGGGGAUUGCGGUUGACUUUGAGUACAAAGAGUCCAAUUACGACGUAUAUCUAGCCUUUCAGCACUCUGGAGAUUACGCAUACCCUAGAUUUCUUCAGGAUCUCGAAUUCUUGCUGGACCACGGGGUCCGUGUAUUGCUCGCCUACGGUGACGCGGAUUAUAUCGGCAACUGGUUUGGUGGGAGGCUGUUUCGCUGGCGCUGA